Phodopus roborovskii (desert hamster) is the source of this 2553-nucleotide messenger RNA. RefSeq names its product glutamate decarboxylase 1 (gene Gad1). Gene Ontology annotation, biological process: GABA biosynthetic process. Gene Ontology annotation, molecular function: glutamate decarboxylase activity; pyridoxal phosphate binding. The transcript has 16 exons. NCBI's taxonomy places the organism in Eukaryota, Metazoa, Chordata, Mammalia, Rodentia, Cricetidae. The record is from RefSeq and is a predicted model, not a curated record. Gene Ontology annotation, cellular component: presynaptic active zone; cytoplasm. The coding region runs from base 195 to 1976 and encodes 593 amino acids.
CUCCCACCGACAGCGCACCAGGACCCAGCCAGCUCGUUGCCCUUGGUCUCCCUUCCGUCUCCGAGACUUCUGUGACCCGGACCACAGGACCCAGAAGCUCUCCACAGAACAGCUCUCCCUUCUGUUUGCAGCCUGUUCCUGCAUCUAACCCGCUGGGACCCUUGAACCGUAGAGACCCCGGGACCACCGAGCUGAUGGCAUCUUCCGCUCCUUCGUCUGCAACCUCCUCGAACGCGGGAGCAGAUCCUAAUACUACCAACCUGCGCCCUACAACAUAUGAUACUUGGUGUGGUGUAGCCCAUGGAUGCACCAGAAAACUGGGCCUGAAGAUCUGUGGUUUCUUGCAAAGGACCAAUAGCCUGGAAGAGAAGAGUCGCCUUGUGAGCGCUUUCAGGGAGAGGCAGUCCUCCAAGAACCUGCUUUCCUGUGAAAACAGUGACCCGGGUGCACGCUUUCGUCGCACAGAGACUGACUUCUCCAACCUGUUUGCUCAAGAUCUGCUUCCGGCUAAGAAUGGGGAGGAACAAACUGUGCAGUUCCUGCUGGAGGUGGUGGACAUACUCCUCAACUACGUCCGCAAGACGUUUGAUCGUUCCACCAAGGUGCUGGACUUCCACCACCCACACCAGUUGCUUGAAGGCAUGGAGGGCUUUAAUUUGGAGCUGUCUGACCACCCUGAGUCUCUGGAGCAGAUCCUGGUUGACUGUAGAGACACCCUAAAGUACGGGGUUCGUACAGGUCAUCCUAGAUUUUUCAACCAGCUCUCUACUGGUUUGGAUAUCAUUGGUUUAGCUGGCGAAUGGCUGACAUCAACUGCCAAUACCAAUAUGUUUACAUAUGAAAUUGCACCUGUGUUUGUUCUCAUGGAACAGAUAACACUUAAGAAGAUGAGAGAGAUCAUUGGAUGGUCAAGUAAAGAUGGUGAUGGGAUAUUUUCUCCUGGUGGAGCCAUAUCCAACAUGUACAGCAUCAUGGCUGCUCGCUACAAGUACUUUCCAGAAGUUAAGACAAAGGGCAUGGCAGCUGUGCCCAAACUCGUCCUCUUCACCUCAGAACACAGUCACUAUUCCAUAAAGAAAGCGGGGGCUGCACUUGGCUUUGGCACCGACAAUGUAAUUUUGAUAAAGUGCAAUGAAAGGGGGAAGAUAAUUCCAGCUGAUUUAGAGGCCAAAAUCCUUGAAGCCAAGCAAAAGGGAUAUGUUCCCCUCUAUGUCAAUGCAACUGCAGGCACAACCGUUUAUGGCGCUUUUGAUCCAAUACAGGAGAUUGCAGACAUUUGUGAGAAAUACAACCUUUGGCUCCAUGUAGACGCUGCCUGGGGUGGUGGACUGCUCAUGUCCCGGAAGCACCGCCACAAACUCAGUGGCAUAGACAGGGCCAGCUCAGUCACCUGGAACCCUCACAAGAUGAUGGGCGUGUUGCUACAGUGCUCGGCCAUUCUGGUCAAGGAAAAGGGUAUACUCCAAGGAUGCAACCAGAUGUGUGCAGGAUACCUCUUCCAGCCAGACAAGCAAUAUGAUGUCUCCUAUGAUACCGGGGACAAGGCAAUUCAGUGUGGCCGCCAUGUAGACAUCUUCAAGUUCUGGCUGAUGUGGAAAGCAAAGGGUACUGUGGGAUUUGAAAACCAGAUCAACAAAUGCCUGGAGUUGGCCGAAUACCUCUAUGCCAAGAUUAAAACCAGAGAAGAAUUUGAGAUGGUUUUUGAUGGUGAGCCUGAGCACACAAAUGUCUGUUUCUGGUACAUUCCACAAAGCCUCCGAGGGGUUCCAGACAGCCCUGAGCGACGAGAAAAACUGCACAGGGUGGCUCCCAAGAUCAAAGCCUUGAUGAUGGAGUCGGGGACAACCAUGGUUGGCUACCAGCCUCAGGGGGACAAAGCUAACUUCUUCCGGAUGGUCAUCUCCAACCCAGCCGCCACCCAGUCUGACAUUGACUUCCUCAUUGAGGAGAUAGAGAGGCUGGGCCAGGACCUGUAAUCCCCUUUGCCAAACCAGGGUCCUCAGCCAUGCCCUUUCCCGUCUGGCACCCUUCAGUAGCUGACACACCCCAGCCAUUUCGCUGAAGGAAAUGGUAAUCUCUUGAAGAAUAUUUGUCACAAACUCACACAAGCUUGUUUGUUAGCAUUAGCAGGAAAUAAUGUCCUUUUAAAAAACUGCACAUUAGGAACACAGUAUAUAUGUACAGUUAUAUAUAUAUACCUCUCUCCAUGUAUAUGUAUGUAUAGUGAGCGUGGCUUAGUCCUAGACCACAGCAUGUUUCCCGUCCCCCAGAGAAUUAGCCUCACCUCCUGAAAUUAUUAAGAGGCUAACUGCAGGACAGAUGGCACCCGCACGGCUGUGUCCUAGGGACCCAGGGGUAUGCUGCUGGUGGGAGCCUACCUCCCUGUUAGAGCUGUUCCCACCUGAAGGGAUGGAUGAUGAAUGACAGAAAGUACCAGUAGAUGACAAGUGUCACACCCUCCCUGUUAGUACCCUGCUAGGGGAAAUAGUAGCAGAGUCUGUCACAAUCGUGCUGUUGCUGUUUUUAGAGAUUAAUUUGUGUAGACUGUGUAUC